Messenger RNA from Rattus rattus (black rat), 1639 nucleotides. RefSeq names its product chibby family member 2 (gene Cby2). The coding region runs from base 28 to 1470 and encodes 480 amino acids. NCBI's taxonomy places the organism in Eukaryota, Metazoa, Chordata, Mammalia, Rodentia, Muridae. The record is from RefSeq and is a predicted model, not a curated record. The transcript is spliced from 3 exons.
UCAAGAUACUCAAUAAGUCGUUCCUGAAUGAUUAAAUGGAGUGAAUUUUUAUCCUUAGCUGCAGAGGUUGCUGAUGGAUGCCAAGAAAGCUUGGAUGAAACCAGUGAUGGAAAUAAACCAGGAAGUGGUUGCUGUACAGCUGUUUGGAAUGCAGAUGGAGCUUCCGCUUUGAUGCUAGACCAUGCAAGGCACUGCUGUUUGCACUCGAGGCCAAAUUUUACGAGAAAGAGAGAGAUCAGAUCUGAGAGCCUAGAAAUUCCAAUCAAUGUGAUUCUACCUCAGAGGGGCACGGAGCCCUUCCUGAGGCUCCACAACCUAUACACCACUCCUCGCUGCUCCAGGCAGGCUGCCAUGCCCCGGAUAAGCCGCAGGGUAGCCAGCCAGCACUCCUACCCACUCAACCGCUUCUCCUCUAUGCCCUUUGACCCCAUGGAGCGCCCCACCUCCCAGGCCGACCUGGAACUAGACUACAACCCUCCCCGAGUGCAGCUCAGCGACGAGAUGUUUGUCUUCCAAGAUGGGCGUUGGGUGAACGAGAGCUGCCGCCUGCAGUCACCUUACUUCUCUCCCUCCUCCUCCUUCCACCAUAAACUGCACCACAAGAGGAUGGCCAAGGAGUACCUGCUGCAGGAAGAGAACAAGUCUCUUCGGGAUGAGAACAGGGCUCUGAGGGAUGAGAACAAGGCCCUCCGCAAGGAGAACAAGAUUCUACAGGUCUUUUGGGAAGAGCACAAGGUCAGUUUGGGCCACGAGGAGAGUCAGACCUCCUCGCCACUGCUGCACAAAGACACAACCUCCCAGGAAGUAGUGAAGAAAGACAACGCCACUUUGCCUGCCCAGCGUAGCAAGGAGAACACCCUACAGUUCAUUCGAGAGGAGAACCGGGCCCUCCAGCAGUUGCUGGAGCAGAGGCAGGCCUACUGGGCACAGGCAGAAGAGAUUGCGACUUCUGCUGAGGAGGGCAAGCCCACCUCCUCACCCAAGGAGGAACCCCAUAAUUCAGGGCUUCUGCCAGAUCAGAGCACAAGCCACUCCUCCCACUUUGAGGAGCCCAAAGGGUCCCCUACAACACAGGAGGACUCAAAGACGCUGCGCGCCCUGAGGGAGAUGGUUACCAACUUGUCCGGGCCAUCUGGGGAAGAAGAGGUCAAGGCAGGCCCUAAUCUAGCUGACAGCGCUCAGCCCCUGCAGCUGCUGAGAGAGAUGAAUCAGGCACUGCAGGCCCUGAGGGAGGAGAACCGGCUGCUGCAGGAGGAGAACAGGGCUCUCCACGCCAUGCGUGAGGAACACCGCGUCUUCCAGGAGGAGAACAAGGCCCUGUGGGAGAACAACAAGCUGAAGCUGCAGCAGCGGCUGGUCAUCGACACGGUGACUGAGGUCACAGCUCGUAUGGAGAUGCUUAUUGAGGAGUUGUAUGCCUUCAUGCCGGCCAAGAACAACAAAGAUCCCAAAAAGCCCAGCAGGGUCUGAGGCCUCGGCAGUGGACAUAGACGCCAAGACCAGGCCGGAGAGAAUCCUCAACCUUCCUUUGUCUUCCUUGUGUUGGCCCAGCAGUGCGUGCCUGUGGGACAGCGGAGAAAGGGCCAUCCUCCACUCGAGACACAAUAAAGGCAGAGGAGGCUGGGGCCAGCCAACACCA